Messenger RNA from Theileria annulata, 1875 nucleotides. RefSeq lists its product as uncharacterized. Lineage: Eukaryota; Apicomplexa; Aconoidasida; Piroplasmida; Theileriidae. Gene Ontology annotation, biological process: inositol phosphate biosynthetic process; inositol metabolic process. Bases 1 to 1875 code for a protein of 624 amino acids. Gene Ontology annotation, molecular function: diphosphoinositol pentakisphosphate kinase activity; 5-diphosphoinositol pentakisphosphate 1-kinase activity; inositol hexakisphosphate kinase activity. The transcript has 2 exons. The record is from RefSeq and is a predicted model, not a curated record.
AUGGUAAUAAGUGGGGUAGGCUCAGUUAAGGUUAAGGUUAAUACUAAUACUACUAACAGUACUAAAGAUAGUACCAACAGUACUAAGGAUAUUAGUAGUACUGCUGGUACCAUUGGAGCAAGCACCGUUACUGAGGGAAAGGGAGCUAAUUCUAUGGGUAUGGAGUGUACUACUAAUAAUACUAAGGAAGCCCCUUUCGGGGCUGGUACUAAGGAUAUUACUGGCCGUGAACCUGGCACCGUAACGGAAGACACCGUAAUGGAAUUAAAUGAGAUAUUAAAAAAUGAUACAAGUGCAGCAUCAAUAGCGGCAACAAGUUUAUUAAUAUCAAAUACAUAUUUAAAUUCUAAAGAUAUAUUUGAUAAUGGUAAAUGUUUUAUUGGUGGUUUAAAACCUUCUGAAAUGUAUCUUUUUAAUAAUAAAUCACAAACUGAAUUAUUAUAUAAUUCCUCAGUAACGGUGCUUGGUCAAACAGAUACUAUUCCUCCUAACAGUACUACUAAUCCCCUAACUAACAGUAGUAGUACUGAUCCUAGUACCGUAGGAGCAAGCACCGUUACGGAGGAGAAAAAUUCUAAUGAAAUUGCUGUUGUCACUAAAUCUGGGGAGUCAGGUACUUUUUUGGAUACUGUAGGUAUUGAGGGAGCCCCUAUCAGGGCUGUUGGUGAGGUUGUUAAUACUAAGGACAGUGAGAAUAUUUGUACAGUUGGAGCAAGCACCGUAACGGACACCGUAACGGAGGAAAAAAUAAUAAAUUCAUAUAAUUUAUGGUCACAUGAGAAUAUAGAAGAUAAAUUAACAAAUAAUAAAGGAUAUCAUGAUUUAGGAUAUAAAUAUAAUAAAACAAUGGAAAGUAAAGAUAUAGAAUCGGAAUUAUUAAAUAUAACAAAUGUAUUACCAUAUGAUGGAAAUCCAAAAAUCAGAUCACGUUAUUAUGUAACAUCAGCAUCACAUUUAUUUAGUGUAUUUAAUUUCUUUAAAUAUGCACAUUUACUUGAUGAUUCAUUUGAUACUAAUUCCAAACAAAUUGAAAAUAUUAAUGAUUUACAUUAUUUAUCACAUAUUGUAUUACGAGUAUGGCGUAGUAAAUCUGAUAAAGGUUAUUUUAAUAGAUUAGAAAUACUUGUCAGUUCCGGUGCUAAAGAUGGUUUUGGACAAAAUUAUCAAUUAUUAGAAAAAAAUGCUAAAAAUCAAAAAAACAAUUAUAAAAAAUAUAUACAAAAAUUACAAUUACACAAAUUUUCCAAAUUCUGUAAUCAAUGUUAUAUACCAUCCAAUCUUAAUAAUACCAACGGUACUACUAGUACUGGUACGGUGACUGAUACUACGGGUACUAUGGGUACUACGGGUGUUAAUGUUAUGAAUAUAAAUGUAUUGGAUAAAUAUAAUUUAAUGUAUGAAAAUAUAAAAGAAAAGAAAUUUAAAUGUUAUAAUUGUUUUUUAAAAGAAUAUAAAACUUUAUAUAAUCUUCAAAAUUUUACUACUGAUAAUUUUACUACUGCAGAUUUAGGAUUUGGUAGUCCAAAUAUACGACCAAAUAGUGUGGAUAUAGGAUUAAAUACUACAGAUAUUGGAUUAAAUACACCGGAUAUAGGAUUAAAUACACCAAAUAAUAAUUUGGAUAAAUUUAAUACAGAUAAUAAUUUGGAUAAAUUUAAUACAGAUAAUUUUAGUACACUAGAUAUAGGAUUUAAACCGGAUAUAGGAUUAAGUACACAGGAUAUAGGAUUGAAUAGAGGAAUGAAUAAUGGAGUGAAGAUGGUACCACCAUAUUGUGAAUUAAAUACAUUAGUAACAAUGAAUAGAAAUUUUGGAUUAGAUCGUUUAAAAGAUUAUAUACAAAAAGCAUAUCAUAAUAUAUUACUCAAAAAUUAA